AUGAAGAACACCGCUCUCUAUGCCGAUGAAAAUGGAAAGCUCUGCGUUCGCCGAGAUAUUCCAAUCCCCCGACCCAGCGAUGGCGAAAUCCUGAUCGAAGUCCUUUCCUCAGGUGUGAAUCGUUCUGAUAUCACGGCAGUGACGCUUCUGGGUUCUCGCUCUCGGGUCCUUGGGAAUGACUUCUGUGGACGCGUUCUCGAAAUUUCGGGUCUGGUAGACACCACUUUCAAACCUGGUGAUCUAGUGGCCGGGUACACGAUCGCAAAUUUUGAUCGCCCUCUCCGUUACGGGUCUCACCAAUCGUACAUCUCUAUUCCACCAAAGAACAUCUUUAAAGUGCCAGAAAAUGUACCAGCUACUGAUGCUGCUGGUCUUAUGACUGUCGUUCAGACCGCAAACGAUGCUCUCUUGAACCUGCACCUGCCUCUACCCUCAAUGGCCCAUGGACCAACGGAUGGGGUCUUGGUAAUCGCAGGUGGCGCCACGACGGUUGGUAUCUCGGCUAUCCAGCUUGCGUGUAAUAUCGGCAUCAAAUCUAUUAUAGUCACGGCUUCACCCGGGCGCCACGAGCUGCUUGAGACCCUGGGUGCAACACGCUGUUUUGACUACAGGAAAGAUAGCGUUGUGCAGGACAUCAGAGCGGCUGUAGAGGAAGCCGGUCAUGGACCGGUGUUUGGUCUCGACGCUGCCGGUACACCUGACGCUGCAAAAAUACUCUUGGACGCCUUAGCAGGCCGAGACGAUAUUCAUCUGGCAUCGGUCUCUCCUUGGGCUGGAGAACGUUUCGAAUCAAUCCUUGGUGGUCGUGAUUACGAUGUCAUUUUCCAUCCUCCUGGCGCGCCAGAGCCAUUUAUCAUGCGUGCUAGACCAGCAGACGCGGCAAAGAUGUGGAGCAGUCUAAUGUGGGUACUUCAGCACUAUGGGCAGGAGUUUAGGUUGCCGGCUAUCGAGGUCUUCGAGGGAGCUGCAGAGGACGCUCUGAGAGAAGUAGAGAAAGUGGCGGAUCAGGGGAAGUUUGGAAAACUUGUAUUGAAGCAUCCUUUGAUAUAA
Messenger RNA from Aspergillus pseudotamarii, 1050 nucleotides. Its product is annotated as zinc-binding alcohol dehydrogenase family protein. The coding region runs from base 1 to 1050 and encodes 349 amino acids. The record is from RefSeq and is a predicted model, not a curated record. Gene Ontology annotation, molecular function: oxidoreductase activity, acting on NAD(P)H. Lineage: Eukaryota; Fungi; Ascomycota; Eurotiomycetes; Eurotiales; Aspergillaceae. The transcript has a single exon.